CUUUACCUCCGAGUGUGGGAGUGUUUGACGACAGAAGCCCCUGGGGCUGCGGCUUCUGGUGGGGGUCUUCAUGGAUGCUCAGGGGAGGAGAACGGCCUGGAGCCACUGGAAAACGGCGAAACGGGGAUGAGGUUGGGAAGUAAACGUUCUUCCGAGAAAUUCCAAGGGGAUCUCAGCCAAGCAGAGGGGGAAGGGAUCCUGCCCACGCCUGGGGAGACCGAAGGGCACAGCUCCCCGCGCCGCGCACGUCGCCCGAGCCCGGAGUGCGGACACCCCCGGGAUGUUUGCGCCCCAAAGGACCCGUGCCCCAAGCCCCCGCGCCGCCCCUAGGCCCGCCCGGAGCAUGCUGCCUGCAGCCAUGAAGGGCCUCGGUCUGGCGCUGCUGGCCGUCCUGCUGUGCUCCGCGCCCGCUCAUGGCUUGUGGUGCCAGGACUGCACCCUGACCACCAACUCCAGCCAUUGCACCCCAAAGCAGUGCCAGCCGUCCGACACGGUGUGUGCCAGUGUCCGAAUCACGGAUCCCAGCAGCAGCAGGAAGGAUCACUCGGUGAACAAGAUGUGUGCCUCCUCCUGCGACUUCGUUAAGCGACACUUUUUCUCAGACUAUCUGAUGGGGUUUAUUAACUCUGGGAUCUUAAAAGUCGACGUGGACUGCUGCGAGAAGGAUUUGUGCAAUGGGGUGGCCGGGGCAGGGCACAGCCCCUGGGCCCUGGCCGGGGGGCUCCUGCUCAGCCUGGGGCCCGCCCUCCUCUGGGCUGGGCCCUGAGGUGUCCUCCUUCCCACGGGGCUUCUGAGCUUGCUCCCCUGAGCCUGUGGCUGCCCCCUCCCCAGCCUGGCAUGGCUGGGGCUGGGGGCAGCCUUGGCCCAGCUCCGUGGCUGUGGCCUGUGGCUCUCAUUCCUCCCCCAACAUGAAGCCUCCCUGUCUCUCCGCUAGCUCUGAGUCCCGGGAAGCUGGACAUCUCCAGGAAACCAGGCCAUCUGGGCAGGAGGCCUGGGGAUGAGGGUGGGGGGACCCCCAGGUCCCAGAGGGGAAGUGAAGCAACAGCCCAGCUGGAAGGGCGUCUUCUACAGAGAAAUAAAGUCACUUUUGAGUCCUGAGA
Messenger RNA from Macaca mulatta (Rhesus monkey), 1100 nucleotides. It is a transcript of the gene LY6H, whose product is annotated as lymphocyte antigen 6 family member H. Gene Ontology annotation, biological process: acetylcholine receptor signaling pathway. Gene Ontology annotation, cellular component: plasma membrane. The record is from RefSeq and is a predicted model, not a curated record. NCBI's taxonomy places the organism in Eukaryota, Metazoa, Chordata, Mammalia, Primates, Cercopithecidae. Gene Ontology annotation, molecular function: acetylcholine receptor inhibitor activity; acetylcholine receptor binding.